CGCGAAUAUCUGAAAAAAUACGGAAGUGUUAUUACGGAAAUGCUGUUUGUGUGAAGUUGUAUUGUGAGUCUUUGAGAUCGUACGCUGUUGGUACGUUUAUGUAGUAAUUAUACCUGGAUCAAAAAACUAAACAAAAGACGUUUCCCGUUUGCAGCGAUUUUAUGGAACAAUUAAAUAAAACACUCAACACCUGAGAACCAGUGAAUGUCGCAUUUGAGCCAGUGAACAACAAAGGCUGCUGGGAUGGAUGAUAUCUAUACUUUGCAGCAGGAAGUGGGACGGGGCAGCUAUGGAGUGGUUUUCAAGGGACGUGUGACGGAGACUGGCUGGUGGGGCGAGAGGGGCGACACAGUGGCCAUUAAACGUCUGCCAUGUUGUAGCCCAGAGUGUAUAGAGCUCUACCUGCAGGAACUCUGGGCUAUGAGAGUCACAGCACGAAACCACCCUAAUGUCAUCGCUCUAUACAACUGCCUCUUACAGACUGGACCUAGAACACUUCAGCCUCUGAGAUCAGGGAGGCUGCCUUUGGAUUUAGUGGAGAGUGCUCUUAAAGGGAGAGUGGUGGACAAGGAUUCGAAAACCCAAUUUGGAAAUCCCUCCAGGUCGAGGAGGAGGCUGAUGUCCACAGAGGAGGUUUCCAGGCGCUGCCUUGCCCUUUGGUUGGUGAUGGAGUACUGCGAAGGAGGGGAUUUGAGCCAGUACAUCCUCUCCAGGCCGCCGGAUGCUGAGUGCAACUAUGCAGUGGUUCAGCAACUUGGCAGUGCCAUUGCGUUCUUGCAUGGACAUGGAAUAGUGCACCGUGAUAUAAAGCCAGAUAAUGUUCUUGUCUGUCUUACUAAAACAGGACCGGUCAUGAAGGUAGCAGACUUUGGCCUCAGUAAGAUGGUGGACAAUCCUACAGAUGGUGUCCCAAGUAGACUGGCUCUUUCCUCUACCUGCGGCUCAGACUUCUAUAUGGCUCCAGAAGUUUGGGCAGGUCGUAGCUAUACAGCCCAGGCUGACAUCUUCUCUCUGGGUGUGCUUUUCUGGGCCGUGCUGGAGAGAAUCACUUUCCUAGAGGAUGGCACCAAUCAAGAGCAACUGGGCGCAUAUGUAAUGCGAGGCCGCUGGCUCAUCCCAUUAGGUGAGGCGCUCUGUCAGAAUCCCGACCUGCAGUUAAUCAUCCCUAUGAGGGCAAGACGUGCUCCGCCGCUGCCGCCUCCUCUAAACCCAGCUAUGUGCGAGCUGCUGAUGGACAUGCUAGAUUCUGAUCCUGAUACCCGGCCCACAGCAGACCAGCUGGAGAAGAGGAUUUGGUGUGCCAUAGAGGUGCACUGAUCUCAAGAGCUGCAUUCUAACAACCAGUCUCAUUUAUACACUGAAAAACUUGAAGAUGAAGCCAGAAAAAGUUAUCAAACAGAGAUAUUGUUCGUCUAGUUGGAAAUCAGGUUUAAAGGGCAAAUAGGUUUGUUAUUUGUCUUGAGUUUUUAUUGAGUGCCGUGUCUGUUACCAUAUACUUUAUGAAUUGUACAAUCAUUUAAAUACAAUUAGUUUAUAGGGGUGCACACUAUAUAUAUUUGUAUAUAGAUUUGUCACUCUAUACUACGCAAUAAAUCUAGUGACGCCCCGUCCACGCGCAGUAUUCAAAACAAGCAACAGAAAGGAUGAAGAGUUCAACCAAUCAGAGCGGAUAACUGUGCCACAUGUAGAAUUUUAAACCUAAAAGUAAGUGUAUUUGUUCGAUAGCACUUACUGUAAAGUGAAAUGGAGUAAUUCAAAUUGACUUUUUACUCAAUUAGGCCAGUCUGUGCUUUUCGUUAUUUUCAUUUUUAAUUUAGUAACUUUAACUUUGUUUAAAUGUUUUUUUUUUUUUCAGAUUGCAAUGUUUCAAUGUAAUGUGUAUUUAACCAAUUUUUGCACAUAAAUAUGCCUACAUGCUUACAUUCACUUUAUUUGUUUAAUCCAAAUACCAAAUAUGGAGAUAUAUAUGCUACUGUAUACUGCAAAUCAGCCAUAAAAAUCAGGCAGGUCUGUUGUAGUUGUACAUUUUUUUCCCCCAGAUCUGGAAAACAUGUUUUUUUUUUAAUGUAUUUUUUAAUUGAUUUUACACACCUAAAGCAUUAUCAUAUUGCAAUAUUCAUUAUUAUGCAGUAUAACUCAGUUUUUGCUUGAUUUUGUGUUUUCAGCGAUCUACAUGUAAUUUUAUGUAUUUAUUGAGAAGUCAUUUACAGAAGAAUAUAAAACAAAUGAAACAA
Molecule: messenger RNA, 2234 nt
Organism: Carassius gibelio (silver crucian carp)
Lineage: Eukaryota; Metazoa; Chordata; Actinopteri; Cypriniformes; Cyprinidae
Product: serine/threonine-protein kinase pdik1l-B
Exons: 4
Coding region: 244-1317 (357 amino acids)
Biological process (GO): autophagosome organization; peptidyl-serine phosphorylation; protein autophosphorylation
Cellular component (GO): cytoplasm; autophagosome
Molecular function (GO): protein serine/threonine kinase activity; ATP binding
Source: RefSeq, a predicted model, not a curated record